UAUGGGUAAUCAAUGGUUUCUCUACUUUCUUUUGUUCACUUUAGAAAACAAUGGAGAGGAAAUUGAAUACAUCUUGUAUUCAAACGCCACUCACAUUUCCUAUGUUUCUAUUGAUGGUGGAAAAUCUAAAGCCUUGGUGAAGACACCAAGCGCGACCCUUGGUUACGACGAACUGAACUACCGCCUUUGGUAUUAUAAGGACGGUGAGAAACUUUACAACUCAAAUUUGGAUGGGAGUGAUUUAAAAAAUGUUUCGGUUCCAUCAAAUUUCGGUCCCUUUGCUGUUGAUGCAGUUAAUCAAAGUAUCUAUUAUCUCACCAAGACUGAUUUUAACCUUAAAUUGAUUGACUAUGAUGGGAACGACUUACCAGAUAUUGGUGUGUCACCAGACAAUGAUUUCAGGGAUUUACAAAUCGACGCUUAUAACAGAACAAUAUUUUUCACCACUGAUGUUACAAACAAUCGAAAUCUCAUCCGGUACAGUCUUGCUGAUGGAACUGAUCAAACUCUUCACUCUGGUGUCACUCAAAUAGGCACUCACCUUGCGCUUGAUACCGUGAAUAAAACCAUAUACUGGAUUCUAUUUACUUCUGAGACAAAUUACAAGAUAUUAAAAACAACGUACGAUGGUCAGACUUCACAGAUAGGAACAGAUCAAUCAGGAAGUAUUACAACUGUGGACAUUGCAGAUGGGAAUGGAUAUUAUUAUAUCCUCGAUACAACAACAUCAAAGAUUUAUAAAUAUGAUAAAUUGACAGAUACAGUGGCUGCUACGAUUUCACUUUUAACUGAAGCAACACGAAUGGUUGUUGUGUGUGAUAGGGACCACUGUUCUUUGAAUAAUACCUGUCCUGCGAACUCGACAUGUACGAACUCUCCUGGCACCAUUGUAUGUUCAUGUGACACUGGAUUCACUGGAAAUCAGACGUAUUGCCAAGGUAUACGUUAUUUUGGAGAUGAAUUAAAAAAUCAUACACAAUUCAUAUCUGAAAAAAAAUCCAAGAAAAAUUGCUUUAAUUUAUCGAAGAAAAAAACUGAGAAAAAUUCAGUAUGA
Messenger RNA from Dendronephthya gigantea, 1054 nucleotides. RefSeq lists its product as uncharacterized. The coding region runs from base 2 to 1054 and encodes 350 amino acids. NCBI's taxonomy places the organism in Eukaryota, Metazoa, Cnidaria, Anthozoa, Malacalcyonacea, Nephtheidae. The transcript has 4 exons. Gene Ontology annotation, molecular function: calcium ion binding. The record is from RefSeq and is a predicted model, not a curated record.